Astyanax mexicanus (Mexican tetra) is the source of this 1508-nucleotide messenger RNA. RefSeq names its product deoxyribose-phosphate aldolase (putative) (gene dera). The transcript has 9 exons. Gene Ontology annotation, biological process: deoxyribonucleotide catabolic process; carbohydrate catabolic process. Gene Ontology annotation, molecular function: deoxyribose-phosphate aldolase activity. The record is from RefSeq and is a predicted model, not a curated record. NCBI's taxonomy places the organism in Eukaryota, Metazoa, Chordata, Actinopteri, Characiformes, Acestrorhamphidae. Bases 128 to 1084 code for a protein of 318 amino acids. Gene Ontology annotation, cellular component: cytoplasm.
UGGUGACGAUAGGGUGAGAGAUGAGGAAGUAGAGCAGUGUGAGCAGCUCGAGCUGUUUGAGGUGUUUCUGCAGGUGAGGCUGGAUUAAUCUUCUCUGGUUGGGUUUGGGCUGAUUCUGAUCUUCAGCAUGUCCUCCAGAAACCCGGGGAUGGAUCUGGACCUCGAGUGGGUGUCAAAGGUCAGAGUUAAUACCCAGGCUGUGCUGAAAAGGGCACAACAAGUUCAGGGAUGUAAAGUGGCCAAGAAACAGUGGCAGGCAGCCUGGCUCCUGAAGGCCGUAACGUGUAUCGACCUUACGACCCUCGCUGGAGACGACACGCCAUCCAAUGUUCACCGGCUCUGUAUGAAGGCCGUACAGCCAGUCCGCCAAGACCUGCUGAAAAGCAUGGACAUGCACGAUAAAGGUAUUUCAACAGCUGCAGUGUGCGUCUACCCGUCUCGCGUGGCUGAUGCUGUAAAGUCUUUGAAAGCGGCUAACUCCAGCCUACCUGUAGCCUCAGUGGCUACCGGAUUCCCUGCCGGUCAGACUCCAUUAAAGACUCGUCUGGAGGAGGUCCGCAUGGCUGUACAGGAUGGAGCCACUGAAAUCGACAUUGUUAUUAAUCGCACGUUGGCUCUUACUGGGCAGUGGGCAGCCAUGUAUGAUGAGAUCCGUCAGUUUCGGGAGGCAUGCGGCGAUGCCCACAUGAAGACUAUCCUGGCAAUAGGAGAGCUGGGCACCUUCACCAAUGUCUACAAGGCCAGUCUGGUGUCCAUGAUGGCAGGAUCUGACUUCAUCAAAACCUCAACUGGCAAAGAAUCCGUCAACGCCACCUACCCUGUUGCGAUAGUAAUGGUGCGGGCAAUCCGCGACUACUACCUGAGGACAGGCCACAAGGUGGGCUUUAAACCAGCGGGGGGGAUUCGGACAGCGCAGGAGUCCAUAGUGUGGCUGGCCCUGAUGAAGGAAGAGCUUGGCCAUGAGUGGCUGACUCCUCACCUGUUCCGGCUGGGAGCCAGCAGCCUGCUCGCCGACAUCGAACGGCAGAUUUACCAUUAUGUGACUGGACGCUAUGCAGCUUAUCACGAGCUCCCGAUGGCCUGAUUACACAAGAUUCUGCUCAUGUGACCCACUGAGAUCCAUGAGUUGUUGAAAUCAGCCAAUCACACAACAGAGAAAAUCUUCACUUGAAAAGAGGUAUUUACUGUAUCUGAAAUUGUGACCAACCUAAUGAAGACUGAAUGAUGGCUGCCUGCGUGGAUCACUACCUCUACACUCUGUGCCUUGAUUUUGAAAUCAAGUGUUCAAUUGUUCACCAGUUUAAUCUAAAUGCAAAGUAAUAUAAGUUGUUUUAAUGAAGUAAAUGUUUUUUUUUCUCUGUUUUAAGGACAAGAAAGUAUAUAUGUAUGUAUUGUACUGAUGUCUGUACUGUUGUGUCUAAUCUGACAAUAGUUCUAGAAUGUGUUGAUAGAAAUAAUAUAGAAUUGUAUUCUAUUGAGUUCUAUUAAAUAGAAACAUUUCCCACCCA